Molecule: messenger RNA, 504 nt
Organism: Solea senegalensis (Senegalese sole)
Lineage: Eukaryota; Metazoa; Chordata; Actinopteri; Pleuronectiformes; Soleidae
Product: tubulin alpha chain-like
Exons: 4
Coding region: 1-504 (167 amino acids)
Biological process (GO): mitotic cell cycle; microtubule cytoskeleton organization
Cellular component (GO): microtubule; cytoplasm
Molecular function (GO): GTP binding; structural constituent of cytoskeleton
Source: RefSeq, a predicted model, not a curated record
AUGGCGAUAUACGUCUGCGCGCCACAGUUGCUUUUCUUCUCCAUACACGUUGGUCAGGCUGGAGUCCAGAUUGGCAAUGCCUGCUGGGAGCUUUACUGCCUGGAACAUGGGAUCCAGCCGGACGGACUGAUGCCCAGCGACCACACUCUUGGUAAAGGAGAUGAUUCGUUCAACACCUUCUUCAGUGAGACUGGAUCUGGAAAGCACGUCCCCAGAGCUGUUUUUGUCGACCUGGAGCCCAGUGUUAUCGACGAGGUGCGCACUGGAACCUAUCGCAGCCUGUUCCACCCUGAGCAGCUGAUCACUGGGAAGGAGGAUGCAGCAAACAACUACGCCCGAGGACACUACACUGUCGGCAAAGAGCACAUUGACAAUGUGCUGGAUAGGAUUCGCAAGCUGUCUGACCAGUGCACUGGUCUGCAGGGUUUCCUGGUUUUCCACAGCUUUGGAGGUGGAACUGGCUCUGGCUUCACCUCCCUGCUGAUGGAGCGUCUGUCUGUCUAG